Rattus rattus (black rat) is the source of this 2215-nucleotide messenger RNA. RefSeq names its product RT1 class I histocompatibility antigen, AA alpha chain-like. The transcript is spliced from 7 exons. Gene Ontology annotation, biological process: immune response; positive regulation of T cell mediated cytotoxicity; antigen processing and presentation of endogenous peptide antigen via MHC class I via ER pathway, TAP-independent. Gene Ontology annotation, cellular component: external side of plasma membrane. Gene Ontology annotation, molecular function: peptide antigen binding; signaling receptor binding. The record is from RefSeq and is a predicted model, not a curated record. The coding region runs from base 1055 to 2215 and encodes 386 amino acids. Lineage: Eukaryota; Metazoa; Chordata; Mammalia; Rodentia; Muridae.
UGCUAGCUCCAGGUGUUUCCUCAAAAUCCGGGUGCCACACAGCUUCAAAGCACCUGCCCCAUGAUGGUUCAACUUAAAGAUGAGUCUGCAUUCCUCAGCUGCAGAUGGCCCUGCAGAGCCUGGACAGUGAGGGGACAGUCUGCUGUUUUUGAACCUCCCCAGCUUCCCAGCUUUCUUGGGUCCUCAAAGAUGUUGCUGCACCCCAGAGAGCAGGAGGCUGUCUAAAGAGUAUGAUGACCCUGUGAGGCCUCAUGGAUCACCCCUUCCUAUUUUCUCACUGUACACAGUAAAUAAGAGGAAGGGAUGUCUGUAACCAACAACCACCCACGUUCCAGAACCAGCCUCCUCUCAGACCCUCAGUGCUAGACACCACACCAUCACCAGUCACCAAAUGUGACGCAUUUCCACUGUGGCCAUAAGUAGUGCACCUUUAUCCUCCGCAGGUCUUUUUCUCUUCCAACCACUACCCACCCCCAAUAAAUCUCUCACAUGAAGCCUGUUCUGUGGUGUGACCUUUGCAACAUCCCUUAGCCCUCUGAUCCAUGCGAGAACUCUAAGAAGCCUCCCAGGGAACGAUCAAUAUGGAAGGGCUCAGCCCACUGGAGGUAAUCCUGGCUGGUGGUCAUGGAUUGUUCAAGAAAACAGGUUGAGCAUGCCAUGAGGAACGAGGUAGUUAGCAAUGGUUCUCAUGGUCUCUGCUUCAGCUCCUACCUCUAGAGUCCUGCCUCAAGAUCCUGCCCUGAAUCUCUUCAAUGAUGGACUGUGAUGUGGAAGUGGAAACUGAAAUAAAUCCUUUCUUCCUCAAGUUGCUUUUGGUCAUGCAUGGGGUCUUAUCACAGCAAUGGAAACCAUCACUAAGACAGAGGUGCACAAGGACUCUACUCUGCUCCCUGAGUUCUCCUGCAGCACAACCCUAGCCUCCUCUUGCCCUGGAGCCACAACCCUCUUUACAGCUCCUAGGGAUCUGAUUCGCUUUGACCUCCCACUGGGUAGCGCGAUCUUGGUCUGGUUAUAAAGUCCAGGCAGCCUGACUCAGACCUGUCCGGGAUCUCGGAUGGGGGCCAUGGCGCCGCCCACGCUGCUCCUGCUGCUGGCGGCUGCCCUGGCCCCGACUCAGACCCAAGCCGGCUCACACUCGCUGCGGUAUUUCACCACCGCGGUAUCCCGGCCCGGCCUCCGGGAGCCCCGGUACAUGGAAGUGGGCUACGUGGACGACACGGAGUUCGUGCGCUUCGACAGCGACGCGGAGAAUCCGAGGAUGGAGCCGCGGGUCCGGUGGAUGGAGCGGGAGGGCCCGGAGUAUUGGGAGCGGGAGACACAGAGAGCCAAGGGCAACCAGCAGUGGUUCCGAGUGGACCUGAGGACCCUGCUCCGCUACUACAACCAGAGCGAGGGCGGCUCGCACACCUUCCAGGUGAUGUCUGGCUGUGACGUGGGGUCGGAAGGGAGCCUCCUCCGCGGGUAUGAGCAGUUCGCCUACGAUGGCCAAGAUUACAUCGCCCUGAACGAAGACCUGAAAACCUGGACUGCGGCGGACACAGCGGCACGGAUCACCCGGAGCAAGUGGGAUCAGGCUGGUGAUGCAGAUUAUUACAAGGCCUACCUGGAGGGCACGUGCGUGGAGUGGCUCCGCAGAUACCUGGAGCACGGGAAGGAGGCGCUGCUGCGCUUAGAUCCCCCAAAGGCACAUGUGACCCUUCACCCCAGACCUGAAGGUGAUGUCACCCUGAGGUGCUGGGCCCUGGGCUUCUACCCUGCUGACAUCACCAUGACCUGGCAGUUGAAUGGGGAGGACCUGACCCAGGACAUGGAGCUUGUGGAGACCAGGCCUGCAGGGGAUGGAACCUUCCAGAAGUGGGCAUCUGUGGUGGUGCCUUCUGGGAAGGAGCAGAAUUACACAUGCCGUGUGGAGCAUGAGGGACUGCCUGAGCCGCUUUCCCAGAGAUGGGAGCCUCCUCCAUCCACUGACUCCAACAUGGAAACCAAUGUUGUUUCUGUUGUUCUUGGAGCUGUGGCUGUCAUUACAGCUGGGGCCAUCAUUGGAGCUCUGGUGGCUCUUGUGAGGAAGAGGAGAAACACAGGUGGAAAAGGAGGAGUCUACACCCCUGCUCCAGGUAGUACCCUGGGCAGUGACAGCUCCCAGAGCUCUGAUGUGUCUUUCUCAGAUUGUAAAGGUAACUCUUGGUCUGACUUGGGAGUGGCAAUGUGGACAUGA